This is a messenger RNA of Branchiostoma floridae (Florida lancelet), 2470 nucleotides long. RefSeq lists its product as uncharacterized. Gene Ontology annotation, biological process: arachidonate secretion; lipid catabolic process; phospholipid metabolic process. Gene Ontology annotation, molecular function: A2-type glycerophospholipase activity; calcium ion binding; hormone activity. The transcript has 16 exons. NCBI's taxonomy places the organism in Eukaryota, Metazoa, Chordata, Leptocardii, Amphioxiformes, Branchiostomatidae. The coding region runs from base 410 to 2470 and encodes 686 amino acids. The record is from RefSeq and is a predicted model, not a curated record. Gene Ontology annotation, cellular component: extracellular region.
AUGAUGAUGACCACGUAUUGCAUGAGCUAUGUCCUUCCCCAAGAUGGUCUGCAAAGGAGUCUAGGUAGGCAUUAGUGUAUCCAAAAAUGCCUCCUACAUGAAAAAAAAUGUCUUGUAACACUAUCAUGAAAACAGACCGUUCGACAGGUUAUGCAAUUUAAUGCAGAAGUCUAAACUGCAAGGCAUAACUACUUGGCAUAACACAUGGAUGCAUCCAUUUCUCACCAUCAACACGAAGACUAAUAUUUGAAGAACAUUUGACGUCACAUAAACCAGAUCCUAUGCGACGUUGGCUCUGAGCCAGCUCUAUUGUUCUGUUGUUUGAUAAGUACACAGGUGCAGUCGCUCAGGCUUGGCGACAAGGAAGUAGGGUUGGAAAAAAACAAGACACCCUUUAACUGCGUGUAAGAUGUUGCUUUCAUCCGGAUCUGUGCUUCUGUUGCUCGUUCUUUGCGGCUCUACAGUCGGACUAAAUUCGGAGUCAGGCGAUGAGCCACCACAUCGGCCCCGGGCAAAACGAAACCUGAUCCAAUUCGCGAAUAUGAUAGAAACAGUGACCGGACGCAGUGCCUUGCACUACAAUUUCUACGGUUGCUACUGUGGGUGGGGCGGUUCCGGAACACCUGUGGACGGGAUCGACAGGUGCUGCCAAGUCCAUGACUUGUGUUAUGACAAUAAUGCGCCGAAUGCCAAGUGGAUCACGUACGAUUACACUGCUGGGAGGGGAUGGGUGACUUGUGGCGACGAUCUUGACACGAGCGACCGUGCAGCGUGUGAGUGUGACCGAGAAGCGGUGCUCUGCUUCGACAGGCACGAGUACGAGGGAUUUUCCCCCUGUUGCCCCACCGUUCCGUCAAUAGUAUCCCAGUCUGACGAGACGUGUCUGCAGUACGCAAAGGACGGAGACUGUGACUUCUACAAGUGUUUAGAGGAUAAGUACAGGUGUGGAGCGAAGGGCUACCCAAUCGGUUAUGGCUAUCGGUACUGUUCCAGGUUCCGCGCAUACUAUGAUGACUUCAAUGAUGAGGGGAAGGCAUGGAUAGACAAUGUCCGCAAGUGCCGCAUGAAGGCCCUGGUGCCCAUAUACAAGUCUAAGUCGUACAGCUGCGAUGAAGUGAAGACACUGGCCUUCAGGUCCCAUUCGACUUGCUACGUAGAGAGUGGAUUCUGCAAGGUCUUCCCAACGAAUAAACCGAACAAACGUGCACUGAUGAAGGUGUAUCAAAUUUGCGACUUUUUCGGACCGGACAGUGCCUUGCUUAAAGAACAGAUCCUUAUGACCAGUCUCCAGUGCCAGUGUGACUACGGACUGGCUGAUGAGAGACCCCAGGUUGUGGACGCGACCAGCGACUUCUGGACAGAUGUCUUGGAUUUUACUGCCCAACGUUGGCGAGACGAUCCAAAAGAAGCAAUCCAGUCGGAGUGUGAGGCCAAGGCUCUGCAGGGAGACUGUGACUUCUACAACUGUCUGGAGAGGCGCCACCCGUGUGGUUUAAAGGGGUUCGCGUCACGGGAGGGUCGUCCGUUUUGUGAGGAGCUCAAGAGGAAGAAGGGAUUGUUUACCGCACAGGGCCAGGCAUGGGUAACGGACUUCACCAAGUGCCUGACACGUUCUCUGCUCCCGAAGUACAGAGAGGAGUCAAUUUCGUGCAGGCACAUCAACAACUACGGUUACCGGGUACAGGAUACCUGCUUCAUAGACGCUGGAGUCUGUGAAUUGGAAGAAGACAACCAGAACGAGUUCGCUCUCUGGUACACGAUCUCCAAUGUGGUUAGGGACAGUCGGUUCCAGCUGGAGCUGUCCACCAUCCUGUGCCGCUGUCACAAGUAUGAGGGAGGAAAUCGCUACAGACUCAAGUACAGCAACGAGCAUGGCAUUCGCUUAAAACAAAAAGCGCCAGUCGUAGACCAGACGUCUCCUGCAGACUUGCCAUGCACCAAUCAGGGUGGGCAGUGUCAGGACUACGCGGUGAGGACGUGUCUCGCAGGGUACGAGACCAACAAGUGUGGCGGAGACGCUUUGAGGAGAUGCUGCCUUCAGUGUGACUCUUCAUGUCAAGCCAACCACCAGACAUGGUCUGCAGGAGACAAUGAUUGUUCUAACGCGGGAGGUCAGUGUAAGAUGGACAGUAACCUCUGUUACGGUCAGUACCAGACUGGGCUGUGUGGAGGACCCGCUGGAAGGAAGUGCUGUGUCCUAGAUACGACGGCCUCUGCUUGUGUACAGGCCGAAGGAACGGCCCACCGGCGGAAACGCUGUUCUGGUGCGAGUUCUUCAGGAUCAGGUUGGCCAAGCUUUUCUCAGAUGCAAAGCAACUACCCUCUUUAUAGAAGCAUCAGUUGGGAUGGUCUGGUGGACCAAGAGGGUCUUCCUGCCUGGCUGAAAGGAGUAGCGGACAAGAACACCUGUGCCAUGAGGGUCAGCCGUGCGCUCACUCACGCUGUUUUCCAGCGCCCCGGAGUCUGGUAG